AUGACUGAAUUACAUACAACACAAAAAGGAAGAGAAUCUGUGGAUAAGUUCUUAAUGAGGCUGAAGAAUAUAAGGGAUCAACUUGCUUCUGUAGGAGAAAGAAUUUCAAAUAAUGAUUUAAUGAUUGAUGUGCUAUCUGGUUUACCUGUAGAAUUCGAAAUGAUUAGGACAAUGAUCUUGGCAAGGGAUACAACUCUAUCUUUAAAAGAUUUUAGGGCUCAACUUCUUGUUGCAGAAGGGAGCAUUGAGUCCAAGAUGCAAUCUUUGUUAAGUUUUAUUGCUGCAAUGUGUGUCCAAGGUGAAGGAUCUAACUCUCAGCGAUAUCAGGGCUGUGAACAUGGUGAAAGCUCAAAUACACAAGGAAUGCACAGAGGAUACAAUGGAGAGCAAUUUGGAGAUAGCUUUCAAGGUGGCUCUGGUUUUCUAGGCAAUGGAAAUAACAGGAAUGGCAACACUAAUUACAAUACUAGAAAUAACAGUAACAAUUUCAAGAAGUUUGGGAAUGGAAACAACAACUUUAAGAAUUCAUCUUCCAGAUUUCAUAACAGGAAUGGAAAUUGGGGUAAUAACAAUCACUUUGGGAAUGGAAACAAUAGCUAUUCUGGAAAUGGAAAAGCUCAUCAGAGUGGAGGAAAUGGCUAUUUUGGUAAUAAUUAUGGAAAUGGAAGUUCUUUUUCUGGCAAUGGGAGUCUAAAUGGUGGCAAUGAGAGUUCAAAUAGCUGCUACUCUAAGUCAAAUUGGGCUGGAAAUACUAAUUUAAGUCUUCUGUAUCACCAGAGUGUCAAAUAUGCUCAAGAAGAGGACAUACUACACCAAACUGUUAUUACAUAUCUGAUAAUGGGAAUGUAUAGAGUUCUGGUCCUGUGA
Molecule: messenger RNA, 867 nt
Organism: Pyrus x bretschneideri (Chinese white pear)
Lineage: Eukaryota; Viridiplantae; Streptophyta; Magnoliopsida; Rosales; Rosaceae
Product: N66 matrix protein-like
Exons: 1
Coding region: 1-867 (288 amino acids)
Source: RefSeq, a predicted model, not a curated record